This is a messenger RNA of Nothobranchius furzeri (turquoise killifish), 5019 nucleotides long. It is a transcript of the gene tle5, whose product is annotated as TLE family member 5, transcriptional modulator. NCBI's taxonomy places the organism in Eukaryota, Metazoa, Chordata, Actinopteri, Cyprinodontiformes, Nothobranchiidae. Gene Ontology annotation, cellular component: nucleus; transcription regulator complex. The record is from RefSeq and is a predicted model, not a curated record. Gene Ontology annotation, molecular function: transcription corepressor activity; protein binding. Gene Ontology annotation, biological process: regulation of DNA-templated transcription; negative regulation of canonical Wnt signaling pathway.
GUGUUGGGGGCGUUUGGUUUGGCUCAGCGGCUCGCAUCAACCUACCACCUCCAGGAACGGACUGACUUUCUGGCUCCGCAGCUCGUCACCGUUACCAAAUCCUCUGAUUUUUCAGUGCUGCUCGGUUCAUGCAAUAAAUACCGACACUUUAAACUCCACCCGGUGUCGGUGAACGCCUGAAACUUGAUUUUUUGGGUCCUUCUCGGACAUUUUGUGGGCUUUUUUUUUGGCGUUGGUCGGAACAGGACUGAACGUAAACAAAUCUGUAGAUAUUUGUCAUCUAAACGGCAUUUUCCAAUCUUCAUUAAGCGCUUUGGAGGAGCGAACUGAAAGCUUUUUGGACCGAGAAGACAGCGUUCCCCUCCGCCUUGCUGCCUCUUCCCGGACGCCUUCGUGUACAAAACGUUAUUAAUUUACAGGCUUUGAACUGCCUCCGUUUGAACGCUAAAGGUGGAACGCGAUGAAUCAUUUUGACUGACGGCUUUUCAAGAAUUAGCUAGCUAAGCCAGAGAGGAACCAGAGCGGAGGGUGGCUUCCUGCACACGGGCGGCGAAAUAGUCUUGCAUCACCCACCGACUCUUUAAAAGUACCAGACUUAUAUUCUGCUCUUUCUCUUUUUUUAUCUUUUUGCUUAAUUUUGGGAGGGGGGGUCCUCUAGCUGCCUUUAGCUAGUCAUCCUGCUAACCCUGGACAGCUCCUGGAGGGCUGUGUUAGCUUUGGACAAAGGACCAACGCAACGGGGAAAUACAAACACUGGCCUCACAGUUAGUCGUGUUUGGAAGCAACAAACAAGGACUUGACAUGAUGUUUCCACAAUCAAGACACUCAGCCUCAUCGCAGCAGCUGAAAUUCACAACCUCUGACUCCUGUGACAGGAUCAAGGAUGAGUUCCAGUUUCUUCAAGCACAAUACCACAGUUUGAAGCUUGAAUGUGACAAGCUAGCAAGUGAGAAGUCAGAGAUGCAGCGUCAUUAUAUCAUGUACUAUGAGAUGUCCUACGGGCUCAAUAUCGAGAUGCACAAACAGGCUGAAAUAGUGAAAAGAUUAAAUGGGAUCUGCGCACAAGUCCUCCCAUACCUGUCUCAGGAGCACCAGCAGCAGGUCCUGGCAGCCAUAGAGAGGGCCAAGCAGGUCACCCCUCCAGAGAUGAACUCCAUCAUAAGGCAGCAGCUCCAGGCUCACCAGCUGUCUCAGCUCCAGGGUCUGGCCCUGCCCAUGACCCCCCUGCCCCUGGGCCUGAGCCAGCCAACCCUCCCAGCCGUCACCUCUUCCUCGGGUCUCUUCUCCCUCUCCUCCCUGCUGGCCUCCCAAGCCCAGCUGGCCAAGGAGGACAAGGCUUCUCGCGAUGGUGUGGACAGCCACCGUGAGGAGGACGGAGACAAGUCUGAUUAGAUGGUGUUCAGCUCUUUGAUCACAGAGACCAGAAUCUCCAGGUCUGGCCCCACAGCCUCUCCCAUGGUCUCCUCCUCCAACCGAUCCAACGCGGGCUUCUGUCUCAUCAAUGCAGCUUCAGACCUCUAACCAGUCUUUGCCACACUGAUCUCCUUAUAUUAGCAGUAAUAAGAGUUUUUCUUUCUCUCAGCAAAAUAGCAUUUUAAUUACUCUUUUCUAUUUGUUUUUAAGGUCUUUUUUGAUCAUGUUUCAGCUCUUCCGUCAUCGUUUUCUUCAUUUUCUCUUUAGUUUCUGUGGUUUUUGCUCCAUCUCUCACACCUUCCUCCUCCUCCUACUCUCUUCCAGGCUCUUGCUUCGUUUCUGCACAGGUUCUUGUUUGCCAGAAUGGGUCUGUGAGACUGAAAACAUCAUUCUCUUGGUGUUAAAAUGGAAAACCUGACGGACCAUAAAACAUAUUCGACACAACUUGAGACUCUUAGACGCUUCUAAAAGAACAGUUUCACACUGAUCAGCAAUAACUCAGCUCCCUAAGUCUUACAUUUGUUUUAUUUUAUUCAUGGGGAGUUAAAGAUGCAGGUUGUCACCAGUCAGAGAAGUCCAUAAAAUAAUACCUCAAAGGUCUAAAUUAUCCAGUUUAUACAAAAGGAGAAAUCGUUAGCUAAUACACCUAAGGUUUUAUUAAUCAGGUAGCACAACCUGAGACACACACAACUGACCUGCCACCUUAUUAAAACUUCUAAUGUGCACUAGAGGAACUAGGCAGUUUUGGCUUGCUUUUAGCGCCCCCUAGUGUGUUUGUACAACUGAAAGCAAAACUUUCCUUCUCGCUAGACCUGGGCGAUAAAUCAAUUUAAUGAAUUUGAAUUUUUUGUUGCAGGCGAUUUAAAAAUUAAGUAUCUAACUGUUCACUAGAUUUUCAUUUAUUCAUUAUUCAUCUCAGAAACGAGGGUUAUAUUUGUCUUGCUUGUGAUUAAAUAAAAAACUAAAUUGGCUUUAAUGUGCCAUUCAUUUGUACUUAUUGCUAUUCUUAAUAAUUGAGGGGGAGAGAGAAUCGGAAAAAAUUCGUAAAUCGAAUAAAAACAUUUAUCUGAGAUUUUAUUUUUAGGCCGUAUCGCACAGCUCUACUUCUCACUAUGCGUUCACCUUUUUAACACCUUAAUCUUAACAGCUGAAACUUCUCCCCAGCCUUCCUUAGUGCCCAAAAUUUUCAGUGUUCGUGAUCUUAAACAUGCAGGAAAUGAGUUGCCUGCAGCGCCAGGUUUUUCAGCUCAAUUUUUCUAAGUUCCAACAAAUCGGCAGCUCUGAAGUUGCAAGUGGAAUAUUCUGGCCAUGGGGCGACAGGGACUGGGUGGCCUUUCAUUAACCCUGUAAAGGGUCGUUUUAGCACAUACUAGCUCAAGAAAAUGGUAAAACAUUUGAAAAUGUAACAAAGUAUCCCUUUAAGCAGAAGUUGUAGGGACCAUGUGUGCUUGGAGUCUGACAGCAGAGGGCAGUGAUUACCGUUGAGCAAACUUCUUAGCAGGUGAAGAACAAGUCUGCAUCAAAUUUAAACGUUUGUCUAUUCACACUGAGUGAGCAAGCCUGAUUCAUACAAGCCUGAUACACACAUGCCUGAUACACACAUGCCUGAUACACACAUGCCUGAUACACACAUGCCUGAAACACACAUGCCUGAUACACACAUGCCUGAUACACACAUGCCUGAUACACACAUGCCUGAUACACACAUGCCUGAUACACACAAACCUAAUACACACAAACCUGAUACACACAAACCUGAUACACACAAACCUAAUACACACAAACCUAAUACAAACUGAUUACACACACGUCUAAUACACAAUCUCUGGACUGUGGAUAUCUAGCAAUGCAUGUGGCAAAGGCUCAGUCUCUGAAUACUCCACCAUAGAAAGUCAGUUUAUUUGUGUAAAUUCAUAAAUAAAAACUCACCAUUGUGCUUCUUUGUUCACACAUCUGUCACAUUUAAAUACAAAAGUUAACAGAAACUGGGGAAAACGUAAUAUGAACGGCGUUCAUGCACAAAUGAAGCACAAGUGGAUACAUGAUCAAAUAAGUGGGAGAAAAAAAAACAUGAUUUAGUCCGAUUAGGCCUCUAAGGUAAGUUUGGUGGGAGUGUGCAUGGAAGCGGUCUUCUGUGACAGUGUAGGUGAAUAAAUAGAAUUGAAUGUGUUAAACAGGGUCUCUGGAUUAAAAUGGUAAUUUAUUAACAACCCCAAAGAUUUUCCCCUCAUAAGACUAUAAUCACUGUUAAAAACAGCAGAUGACAAACAUUAGUCUCCGUCAAAAGAUGGAAACACUCGCAGUCAUUUUAAAUUCAGAAUAUUUUUAUAUCUUACACAUAAUAAGAACUUUGACCUGAACAUGUUAGAUUAUUAGUAUUAGAUCAUCUAGUCAAUUUAAUUUUGAUACGUUUUUCUUUCAACAAAAAUUGGGAUUAAAAAAUUCCUUAAAACUUCAAAUAUUGAACUUUUUACAGUUCAGGUCAACUCCUUAAACCUUGUUGCAGCAUAAUCUCAACCAAAGUGGGUAAAAAAAUGAAUUAUUUUUAUAAAUGAAGUUUGAACACUAAACUGAAACACUAUUAGCUCAUAUUGUUAAUAAAACACUCGUGUUACGUCACACUCUUAAGUUGCUGCCUGGAGGGAAUUCUCUAAUAAUUUGCACGUUUUUAACAAUAGACAUGACAAAUAACUCAUCAUUGUUUUUUAGGCAUCAGACAGUAAAACCCCACCUCAGUGAAGCCCGCUGUUGUGUAUUUAUGUGUAUAACGUGGUGUAUAAACAGGUGUACAGGUCUGGUGGUUUGGUGGCAAAGGCGUCGCCGUUUCCACGACAACACAUUAAUCUGCUUGUGAAAUAAGCUGGCAGCACAUUGUCCUCCCAUCUAACCAUACGCCGUUUGUAUCUAGCUCCGUGCAGCGGUCCUAGUGAUCUGCAGAGACAGAAAUGCUCACAUCUGUGCAUGUCUGCAGGGGAACCAGCGAAGCCCUCUUCUGAUUGAUUCAAACUUUUUUGUGAUCAAUGCACUUGAUUACUUUUCCUCCCUCUUUGUUUUAUUCUCUGUGAACUAAGAGAACAACAGCUGACAUUAUAAACACAAAUAAAACGUAUGUAUUUGUACAAGUAGUGGGAGGUGCUUGCCUCUAUACAGUUAUACAUAGAAAGCUUUAUGUGUAAAUGGCUGCAUCUUCUCUCGUCUGUCCUGGAUGAUUCUUGUGCUGUUUGUUACAAAUCUGAUGUGACACCAGGGGGAAACUGCAGUACUUUUAACUUUUUUUUAACCCUGUAAUCAUUCAACCCCCCCACCCCACCCCUCCUCACCCUGAUCCUGACUCUGACUUUCUGCCCCCAUAGCGUGAAGCAUUGUAAGCGUUUUGAGCUUUGUAAAAGUCCUUUUUUUAAAUACUUAUUUUGUGUAUAAUGUAAAACAAAAAGUGUGUACUUUGACAAAAAAAGAAAAAAAAAUGUUUUGUGUCUGAAAUCAUAGCUUCGUUUAAACAAAAUAAAGUAAAAAAAACUGCAACAAAAAUUUACUAUUAAUGAUAUGAAAUGUUCUGCAGUACGGAAGGACUUCUGGUGCCUUACAAAUAAAAUCAAUCAAAUCAUC